CAGGACCCGCUACAUCAGCACGGAGCUGGGCAUCAGGCAGAGGCUGCUGGUGGCCGUGCUGACCUCACAGGCCACGUUGCCCACGCUGGGCGUGGCGGCGAACCGCACGCUGGGGCACCGACUGGAGCGAGUGGUGUUCCUGACCGGCGCGCGCGGCCGCCGCGCCCCCCCUGGCAUGGCUGUGGUGACGCUGGGCGAGGAGCGUCCCAUCGGGCGCCUGCACCUGGCGCUGCGCCACCUGCUGGAGCAGCACGGCGACGACUUCGACUGGUUCUUCCUAGUGCCGGACACCACCUACACCGAGGCGCACGGACUGGCGCGCCUGGCCGGCCACCUCAGCCUGGCCUCCGCCGCCCAGCUCUAUCUGGGCCGGCCCCAGGACUUCAUCGGCGGAGAGCCCACCCCGGGCCGCUACUGCCACGGUGGCUUUGGGGUGCUGCUGUCGCGCGCACUGCUGCAGCAGCUGCGCCCCCACCUGGAAGGCUGCCGCAACGACAUCGUCAGUGCGCGCCCGGAUGAGUGGCUGGGCCGCUGCAUUCUCGACGCCACGGGGGUGGGCUGCACUGGCGACCACGAGGGGGUGCACUAUAGCUAUCUGGAGCUGAGCCCUGGGGAGCCCGUGCAGGAGGGGGACCCUCGUUUCCGCAGUGCCCUGACUGCCCAUCCUGUGCGUGACCCUGUGCACAUGUACCAGCUGCACAAGGCUUUUGCCCGAGCUGAGCUAGAACGCACAUACCAGGAGAUCCAAGAGUUGCAGUGGGAGAUCCAGAACACCAGCCGUCUGGCAGCUGAUGGGGAGCGGGCAGCUACCUGGCCUGUGGGUAUUCCAGCACCCUCCCGCCCAGCCUCUCGCUUCGAGGUGCUGCGCUGGGACUACUUCACCGAGCAGCAUGCUUUCUCUUGCGCUGAUGGCUCACCCCGCUGCCCAUUGCGUGGGGCCGACCGGGCUGAUGUGGCUGACGUUCUGGGGGCGGCCCUGGAGGAGCUCAACCGCCGCUACCACCCAGCCCUGCGGCUCCAGAAGCAGCAGCUGGUGAACGGCUACCGACGCUUUGAUCCAGCCCGCGGUAUGGAGUACACGCUGGACUUGCAGCUGGAGGCACUGACCCCUCAGGGUGGCCGCCGGCCCCUCACCCGCCGCGUGCAGCUGCUUCGGCCACUGAGCCGCGUUGAGAUCUUGCCUGUGCCCUAUGUCACUGAGGCCUCGCGUCUCACUGUGUUGCUGCCUCUGGCUGCCGCUGAGCGUGACCUGGCCCCUGGCUUCCUGGAAGCCUUCGCUACGGCAGCACUGGAACCUGGUGAUGCCGCUGCGGCCCUGACCCUGCUGCUAUUGUACGAGCCUCGCCAGGCCCAGCGCGCGGCCCACGCAGAUAUCUUUGCACCUGUCAAGGCCCACGUGGCAGAGCUGGAGCGGCGCUUCCCUGGUGCCCGGGUGCCGUGGCUCAGCGUGCAGACGGCCGCCCCCUCACCACUGCGCCUCAUGGAUCUGCUCUCCAAGAAGCACCCGCUAGACACACUGUUCCUGCUGGCCGGGCCAGACACGGCGCUCACGCCUGACUUCCUCAACCGCUGCCGCAUGCACGCCAUCUCCGGCUGGCAGGCCUUCUUUCCCAUGCACUUCCAAGCCUUCCACCCGGCCGUGGCCCCACCGCAAGGGCCCGGGCCGCCCGAGCUGGGCCGCGACACCGGCCGCUUUGACCGCCAGGCGGCCAGCGAGGCCUGCUUCUACAAUUCCGACUACGUGGCGGCCCGCGGGCGUCUGGCGGCGGCCUCGGAGCAGGAGGAGGAGCUGCUGGAAGGCCUGGAUGUGUAUGAGCUGUUCCUGCGUUUCUCCAGCCUGCACGUGCUGCGGGCGGUGGAGCCGGCGCUGCUGCAGCGCUACCGGGCCCAGACGUGCAGCGCGCGACUCGGCGAGGACCUGUACCACCGCUGCCGGCAGAGCGCGCUCGAGGGCCUCGGCUCCCGAACCCAGCUGGCCAUGCUGCUCUUCGAGCAGGAGCAGGGCAACAGCACCUGACCCGCGUGUGCCCCUGAGCCCCGGCACGGCCGCCCCCUCCCCGCGCCUCCCCACGACUGGAGCCACCUGCCAGCCUCGCCGGACAGGGCUGGCCGUAGCCUCAGACCCCAGGGGGCCCACGGUGCCCCCUCGCUGGCUCUGUGGGUCCCUGGGCUCAGGACAAGCCCUGGGGAAGGUGUCCUUAGAGCCAUCCCCUUCGCCCCAAACCCAGUCUCCCUGACCCCUUGACGCUGCUGAUUCGGGCUGUGGCCUCCGCGUAUUUAUGCAGUACAGUCUGCCUGACGCCAGCCCCCCUCCCCCCUCGGGGUCAGGCCCUGGGGGCUGGGCUGUAGAUGAGUUGUUGGGGAAGGGAGGAGCUGGGAGAGGGGUGGGCGUCCCAACUUCUCCCUUCUGGACCCUGCUGAAGCUCCCUGCCUUGAAUAAACUGACCGAGUGUGGACAAGUGA
Molecule: messenger RNA, 2463 nt
Organism: Carlito syrichta (Philippine tarsier)
Lineage: Eukaryota; Metazoa; Chordata; Mammalia; Primates; Tarsiidae
Gene: CHPF
Product: chondroitin polymerizing factor
Exons: 3
Coding region: 176-2017 (613 amino acids)
Cellular component (GO): Golgi cisterna membrane
Molecular function (GO): glucuronosyl-N-acetylgalactosaminyl-proteoglycan 4-beta-N-acetylgalactosaminyltransferase activity
Source: RefSeq, a predicted model, not a curated record